AUGGAAAAGGUGCUGGUCCCUUCUGUCACGUUAAUUGUAGGCUGUGGAGUAUCCUCGCUGACACUUUUGCUGUUGAUUAUCAUUUAUGUCUCUGUUUGGAGGUACAUCCGCUCGGAGCGCUCCGUCAUCCUCAUCAACUUCUGCCUCUCCAUCAUCUCCUCCAACGCUCUCAUCCUGAUCGGACAGACCCAGACCCGGAAUAAGGUGAUCUGCACGCUGGUGGCGGCUUUCUUGCACUUCUUCUUCCUCUCCUCUUUCUGCUGGGUGCUGACCGAGGCCUGGCAAUCCUACAUGGCCGUGACGGGCCGGUUACGGAACCGCAUCAUCCGCAAGCGCUUCUUGUGUCUCGGAUGGGGGCUCCCUGCCUUGGUGGUUGCCAUUUCUGUGGGAUUUACUAAAGCCAAGGGAUACGGCACCGUGAACUACUGCUGGCUGUCAUUAGAGGGAGGACUCCUCUAUGCCUUCGUGGGACCGGCGGCUGCUGUCGUUUUGGUGAACAUGGUUAUUGGCAUUCUGGUUUUUAACAAACUUGUAUCCAAAGAUGGAAUAACAGAUAAGAAACUGAAGGAACGGGCAGGGGCAUCCCUCUGGAGCUCCUGUGUGGUCCUGCCCCUGCUGGCUCUCACCUGGAUGUCCGCAGUCCUGGCCAUCACCGACCGGCGCUCAGCACUUUUCCAGAUCCUUUUUGCCGUCUUCGACUCCUUGGAGGGAUUUGUCAUCGUCAUGGUCCACUGCAUCCUCAGGCGGGAGGUCCAGGAUGCUGUGAAGUGCCGGGUUGUGGAUCGUCAGGAGGAAGGGAAUGGAGACUCAGGGGGGUCAUUUCAGAAUGGACACGCUCAGCUAAUGACCGAUUUCGAGAAGGACGUGGACAUGGCUUGUAGAUCAGGUGAGCACAUCACAGUGCUGAACAAAGACAUCACCACGUGCAGAACCUCUACCAUCACAGGGACCCUGAAGCGCCCGUCGCUGCCCGAUGAAGAGAAACUGAAACUCAACCACCAGAAAGGCUCAUCCAACUUCAACAGUCUUCCAGCCAAUGUCUCCAAGAUGCAUCUUCAGGGCUCCCCACACUACCUGGGGGCCAUCAACCUAAACGAGUUCAGCAACCACUCCCUCACCCUGAAGAAGGACAAGAACCAGCCACCAAAAUCCAUCUACAUCUGCGACGGGGACAUCUUCAAGAAGUUGGACUCGGAGCUCUCGCGGGCGCAAGAGCAGACUCUGGACACCAGCUACGUGAUCCUGCCCACCAACACGUCCACCUUGAGGGCCAAACCCAAAGAUGAGAGCAAAUACAGCAUCAACAUCGACCAGAUGCCUCAGACACGGCUCAUCCACCUCAGCAUGGCCACCGACCCCGGCUUCGUGGUCAAGAGUCCCCCGCGGGAGCCGGUGACCAUGGCGUGCAGCGAGGUGCAGGGUUCCUCCAUGAUCCAGCAGCAGCAGCAGCUGGCUCCACAGGGCAUGUCCAACGAGGCACAGAUUCCCAACAACCUGUGUGACACGGGUGACUCAGGGAACUCGGGUGUGGUGUCCAAGAGCGAGACCGUCUCCACCCUCUCCAUGAGCUCCUUGGAGAGGCGGAAAUCCCGGUAUGCAGAGUUAGAUUUUGAGAAAAUCAUGCACACAAGGAAACGUCACCAAGACAUGUUCCAGGACCUGAACAGAAAACUCCAGCAUGCAGAGAAGGAGAAGGAGUCUCCAACAACGGACAGCAAGCAAGAAAAACAGCAGACGCCAAACAAGAGACCCUGGGAAGGCAUCAGGAAAGUCCAGUCCCCGCCAUCAUGGGUUAAAAAGGACAUGGAACCUGUGGCACAGUCUCCCCUAGAACUAAAAACUGUAGAGUGGGAGAAAACAGGGGCCACCAUCCCCUUGGUGGGACAAGACAUUAUUGACCUUCAGACAGAGGUCUGAGCAGAAAGGGAAGAAAAAGGACUUCCUUUUUUUUUUCCAGAAAACAAACGAAACAAACAAAACAAAACCACGUUUUAAAGAAAUGAUUAAAUUAAAUCAGAACCAAGCAAGAGAAGUGUUUGGUUUCUUUUGAAACCUUUGGUAAGAUGGAGUAACUUUUGUAUUGUUCUCAGCAGAGAGGGGGAAUAUUACUUUAUAGAGUAUAGUAGCUGUAGGUUCAGGACAACAUGAGCUUUC
This is a messenger RNA of Cinclus cinclus, 2154 nucleotides long. RefSeq names its product adhesion G protein-coupled receptor B1 (gene ADGRB1). The coding region runs from base 1 to 1917 and encodes 638 amino acids. Lineage: Eukaryota; Metazoa; Chordata; Aves; Passeriformes; Cinclidae. The transcript is spliced from 13 exons. Gene Ontology annotation, biological process: adenylate cyclase-activating G protein-coupled receptor signaling pathway; cell surface receptor signaling pathway; engulfment of apoptotic cell. Gene Ontology annotation, cellular component: postsynaptic density; dendrite; membrane. The record is from RefSeq and is a predicted model, not a curated record. Gene Ontology annotation, molecular function: G protein-coupled receptor activity.